AUGCUUUGGGAUCUUGAAAUUGUGGAGUUUGAGGACAGGUGGGCUCAAAUGGUUAUUGAAUGUGGGUGUGAAGAGAAUGUUUGGGUUCAGGAUUUGUAUGAGCGGAGGAAGAUGUGGGCUGCUGCAUAUAUGCGGGGUGAAUUCUUUGCGGGCUUUCGUACAACCUCUCGGGUUGAGGGAUUACAUGCCCAAGUUGGGAAGUUUGUAGACUCAUGGAACAAUUUGACUGAUUUUAUGCAUAACUUCUUUCGAUAUAUGAGUUAUCAGCGACAAAGGGAACUUGAAGCAGAUUUUGCAUCAAUGCACGGUGACCAUGUGCCGCAAACACAAUUGAAGAGGCUUGAAAAGUCAGCUUCCAACCAUUACACGAACAACAUUUUCAGGCUUGUCUCUAAGGGUCUUCACCGCUGUUUGAUGCUCAAGGUUAGUCUUUUCAAGGAGACUUCAACUUGCAUCAUUUACUUUGUUGAAAGGUUUUCUCUGUCUAGUCGGAGAUGGAAUGUGACUCUAUGCAAAACAACCAGUGAGUUCAAGUGCUCUUGUAUGAGGAUGGAAUCAUAUGGCAUUCCAUGCGACCAUAUUCUUGCUGUUUGUAGAUAUCUAGACCUGCCUGGAAUUCCCUCAUCAUUAAUUAUGGGGAGAUGGACCAAGGAUGCAAAAGAGGGGCUUGAGCUGCGUGGGGAACAAUUGGGUGCAUGGGACCCCAUGGAUCUAUGUAGAUUUACUGUAUUGAGGGAAAACUGCAGGCGAAUGUCUAAAGCAGCAUGUAGAGCACCGAAAACAUUCCGGGACACAAAUGAACUGGUUCUAAAGCAAGCAAGGAGGUUGGAGAAAUUGGAGAAAGGUGAUGGUGUGCAACAAGCUGUACAUGUGGUGGCCAAUGAUCCUGAACAGUACUUGCGUGACCCACUUAAACCCAUCAAAAGGCGCAUUGGUAGUGCCUCUAGAGGUAGUGGACUGGGGAGGCGUACUUCCCACUGUGGUCUUUGCGGCGGGGCAGGGCACAAUCGGAAAACAUGUCUACGGGCUACACAGUGA
Molecule: messenger RNA, 1038 nt
Organism: Lotus japonicus
Lineage: Eukaryota; Viridiplantae; Streptophyta; Magnoliopsida; Fabales; Fabaceae
Product: protein FAR1-RELATED SEQUENCE 12-like
Exons: 1
Coding region: 1-1038 (345 amino acids)
Biological process (GO): regulation of DNA-templated transcription
Molecular function (GO): zinc ion binding
Source: RefSeq, a predicted model, not a curated record